Molecule: messenger RNA, 1314 nt
Organism: Dichotomopilus funicola
Lineage: Eukaryota; Fungi; Ascomycota; Sordariomycetes; Sordariales; Chaetomiaceae
Product: putative RAD57 protein
Exons: 3
Coding region: 1-1314 (437 amino acids)
Biological process (GO): mitotic recombination; DNA strand invasion; chromosome organization involved in meiotic cell cycle
Cellular component (GO): condensed nuclear chromosome
Molecular function (GO): ATP binding; single-stranded DNA binding; double-stranded DNA binding
Source: RefSeq, a predicted model, not a curated record
AUGAGCGAUCUGUCGCGCGUGCUCCCGCACUUCCCCAUCGGGCAGUUCGCGAGACUGAUUCCGGCACUCGAGAAACAUGCCAUCUCGACCAGCGAGCUGCUAACCCUUGAGGCGGCCGACAUUGGAAAGCGUACCCAGCUGCCACUACUGGACGUCAAGCGCUUGUGUAGCGCCGUGCUCACCGCCCUCCAUGCCGAUCUCGGCCCCGGCGCCGAAGCGGGGCCCAACGACCGGAAGCCUCCGGACCACCCGCCAAAAGGGAAACUCCCCACCACCACCCUAAGAAACACCGCUGCGUCGCUCGCUGCGCAAUGGCAAACCAUCAGCACGCUUGACCCCGAGCUGGACCGCGCUCUCGGCGGCGGCAUCCCCGCCGGCUACAUAACCGAAGUCACCGGCGAGUCAGGCUCCGGCAAGACCCAGUUCCUCCUUUCCCUCCUCCUCUCCGUCCAGCUACCCCCGCCCCACGGCCUAGGCCGCCCAGCUCUCUACGUUAGCACCGAAGCCGCGCUGUCCACCCGCCGCCUAGACCAAAUGCUCUCCGCCAACCCUGUCUAUCAACGCCUACCCCCAAAGAAGCGGCCAUCCCUCGACAACAUCAUCAGCACCGUCACGCCCGACCUCGAAAGCCAGGACCACAUCCUCACCUACCAGGUCCCUGUCGAAGUCGAGCGCCGCGGCAUUGGCCUGGUGGUGCUCGACUCAGUAGCCGCCAACUACCGCGCCGAGUUUGAGCGGUCAGCAGGGCAAGGCCAGCAGGGCCUCAACAUGGGCGCGCGCACCGGCGAGCUGGUCAAGCUGGGCAUGCAGCUGCGGGAUCUGGCGCAGCGGUAUAAUCUAGCCGUGGUGGUGGCUAACCAGGUGGCUGAUCGGUUCGGGGGAGGGGGUACUGCUAAGUUCAGGACUCCUGUCUCCUACCCAGCCCCUCUCCACGAAGAACCCCCACCGCCACCUGAAUACCUCCCCACCUCCACCAAUCCCACCUACUCUUCCCACCCCGGUAAAAACAACAACAACGACCCAGAAACCGAAAACGACCCGGCCCUCCUCCUAGACCACCAACAACGCUGGUUCACCGGCUGGGGCGACGACCCCUACUUCAACCAACUCAAAACACCAUCUCUCGGGCUAGUCUGGACGACCCAGAUUGCGAUGCGGGUGGCGCUUUUUCGGAGGCCGGUGUCGACUUGGCGGAUGAUGCAGAAUAUCACUGCUCCGGGAGGAGGAGGGGGUACAGGGGGAGGGGGGUGGAGCACGGCUGGGUGGGAAAGGGUAUCGAUGAGAAGGGGGGUGAGGGGGGGAAAGAAGAGGUAG